Coffea arabica (coffee) is the source of this 381-nucleotide messenger RNA. NCBI's taxonomy places the organism in Eukaryota, Viridiplantae, Streptophyta, Magnoliopsida, Gentianales, Rubiaceae. The record is from RefSeq and is a predicted model, not a curated record.
AUGGACGAAGUUGUGAGAUUACACGGGGUACCAGUAAGUAUAGUAUCAGACAGAGACCCUAGGUUUGUAUCUCGAUUCUGGCAGAAGCUGCAAGAGGCUCUAGGAACUAAGUUGAGCUAUAGUACAGCGUAUCAUUCUCAAAUCGAUGGACAGUCUGAGAGAACCAUUCAAACUCUUGAGGAUAUGCUAAGAGCCUGUAUUGUAGAUUUUGGAGAUCCGACUCACAUUUUGCCAUCAGAAGAUAUUGAACUGGACAAGUCUUUAGCCUAUGAGGAACGACCAUUUCGAGUACUGGAUAGGAAGGUGAAGGACUUGAGAAAUAAGCAGAUUCCACUGGUUAAGAUUCUAUGGAAACACCAUGAGGUGGAGGAAACAACCUGA